GGCAAACAGCAGGCAAAGAUUAUCCCUGCAGGACUGACAAGAGAAGCAUGUCUCCCAAGGGUGGAAUUGAUCUUAGACUGUUCUGGCAGAGAGAAGGAGCCCAGAUCUCAGUCUGACAGGGGGUGUGUAAUAUCUGGAGAAGAAGGAGGGCAGACAGAGGAACCUCCUUCCUCUGUCUCCUUUGGAAUCAAAGCAGAAGACUCAGAGGAAGGAGAGGAGGCUCAGCAAGCAGAAAGGGAGCUCGUCAGACCCAAUAAACACCGGGCCAGGCACGCCAGGCUUAGGCGCAGUGAAAGCCUCUCCGAAAAGCAAGUUAAAGAAGCCAAGUCUAAAUGUAAAAGUAUUGCUCUGCUGCUGACAGCUGCCCCAAACCCCAAUUCCAAGGGGGUGUUGAUGUUUAAGAAGCGCCGUCAAAGGGCCAGGAAAUAUACCUUGACAAGCUACGGUACUGGUGAACUAGAACGGCAGGAGGAUAGCGAAGACGAUAACGAGGACGAAGAGAAUAAAGAAAAUACUUUCAAUGUUACAUUUUAUGGGGCAAGUGAGUCAGAUCUAGAUGACGAUUUUUUUUCAGAUCCUGAAAACGACACACAAAUUGUAACAUUUGACUGGGAUACUGGACUUGUAGAGGUCGAAAAGAAACUUAAUAGUGGUGACGCAAUGGAGGAACUUCCAGAGACCAAAGGUAAAGGGGUCCUCAUGUUUGCAAGAAGGAAGCAGAGGAUGGAUCAAAUUACAGCAGAGCAAGAAGAACUCCGGAAACAUAGUAUAGAAGAGAAGGUGUCUGUCACAGAGAAUGUAAAUAAUACGGUUUCACUUCAGACACAGCAACAGCAGAGCAUAAAAAUGCAGAGCUGCGUGAGUAAAAGUUAUAUUGAGGUCAGCAAUAGCCAAACAAGAGUACAGAAUGGUUUUGCUGGAGCAUAUGAGUCAAUCCCUUCAUUUCAGUCUCCACCUAACAGAACCCCAAAACCUUUUGGGGGAUUACAGAAUAGGGCAGCAAUACCAUUUUCUCCUACUAGAAAUAUAGCAAGUCCAAUGUCAGAUGUGCCUGCACCACCCCCUUACUCAUCAGUUACUCCACCUCCUGAGCCAAGGUUUCAAGUGUCUUCACCAGUGCCUGCCAAAGCCCAAGCAGCUGUAUGGGCUCCAUCAUUUUCAACAGAACAAAUAGCUUCCAGAGAUGAACGAAUAUCAGUUCCAGCCAACAAGACAGGAAUUUUACAGGAAGCAAAACGUAGGAGCACAAAACCUAUGUUUACUUUUAAAGAACAGCCUAAAAUAAGUCCAAAUCCUGCACUUCUUUCUCUUGUUCAGACCAGAGAAGGCAAACGUAGCACCGGCAAUGAGUCUGGACCUGAAGAAGACUACCUCAGUCUAGGAGCAGAGGCAUGUAACUUUAUGCACUCUCAUGCUGGCAAGCAAAAAACACCUCCACCUGUUGCCCCAAAACCUUUGGUUAAGUCCCCUACUGCAAUUCCAACUUCACCAGUAUGGGCACCUUCAACCGUUGCUCCAGCACCACAAAUGUUUUCAAUUCAAAAUCCUCCUCAGAGUGCAUCCCCUGUUGAAGCUAAUGCUGUACAACCAAAAUUUAAUUCUUACAACCCUCCAACUGCUGCUCCAGUAGUAUGGGCACCUCCAACCGCUGCUCCAGCACCACAAGUGUUUUCAAUUCAAAAUCCUCCUCAGAGU
Molecule: messenger RNA, 1695 nt
Organism: Staurois parvus
Lineage: Eukaryota; Metazoa; Chordata; Amphibia; Anura; Ranidae
Source: the annotation of a GenBank genome assembly